UACCAAUUUCGAGUGACGGAGGAGGAAAAUAAGAUUUGGGCUUCGAAGUUCAGUGAACUAAGUGUGAUUUUGGGAGAAAAUGGAGUAAAUUAUCCCUGCAAGAAAUCCAUCGUAAACAGGUUUUCAAAGAGGAAAAAGAAGAAGGUUAUGAGGAACAUUACUUAUACUGAAACCAAAGGGCACACGAGUUGGCUGUGAUCUGCCUCCGAGCCCUCCGUCUCUUCCUAUCAUUGGUCAUCUUCACCAUCUCCUCUCUUCUCUAACUCACAAGUCUUUACAAAAACUCUCCUCCAAGUAUGGACCUUUCCUCCAUCUCCGGAUCUUUAGUGUUCCCAUCAUCCUUGUCUCAUCUGCUUCAGUGGCAUAUGAGAUCUUUAAGGCCCACGAUGUGAACGUCUCAUCUCGUGGUGCUGCUGCGAUCGAUGAGUCCCUCUUGUUUGGAUCUUCUAGCUUCAUUUACGCUCCCUAUGGAGAUUACUGGAAGUUCAUGAAGAAGAUCUUCGCCACUAAGCUGCUCCGACCACAGGUGCUGGAGAAUUCACGUGGUGUUCGUGCUGAAGAGUUAAAGCGGUUUUACAGGAGAAUUCUCGAUAAGGCGAGGAAGAAUGAGAACAUCGAGAUCAGUAAGGAAUCGGCGAUGCUCAUGAACAACAUCUUAUGCAGGAUGAGCAUGGGAAGGAGUUUUUCAGAGGAAAAUGGUGAGGCAGAGAGAGUCAGGGGCCUGGUGGGUGAAUCAUAUGCCUUGGUGAAGAAGAUUUUCUUCGCAGCUACAUUGCGCAGACUGCUUGAGAAGCUUCGGAUCCCACUAUUCAGGAAGGAGAUAAUGGGUGUGUCCGACAGAUUUGAUGAGCUGCUAGAGAGGAUUAUUGUGGAACACAAAGACAAACUUGAAAAGGAGCAUCAAGUUAUGGAUAUGAUGGAUGUGUUGUUGGCAGCUUAUCGAGACAAAAACGCAGAGUAUAAGAUCACUAGGAAUCAUAUCAAGUCGUUUUUUGUGGACCUUUUCGUUGGGGGCACUGAUACCUCGGUCCAAACAACACAAUGGACUAUGGCUGAGAUCAUUAAUAACCCUAACAUUCUUCAGACACUGAGAAAAGAAAUCGAUUCAGUUGUAGGGAAAUCAAGGUUGAUUCACGAAACGGAUAUACCAAACCUUCCUUAUUUGCAAGCAGUGGUUAAGGAAGGACUAAGAUUGCAUCCUCCAGGGCCCCUCUUGAUAAGGACUUUUCAAGAAAGAUGUGAGAUGAAAGGGUUCUACAUACCGGAGAAGACAACACUCGUUAUCAACGCUUAUGCUGUGAUGAGAGAUCCCGACUCUUGGGAAGAUCCUGACGAGUUUAAGCCAGAGAGGUUUCUAAGUUAUUCAAGAUCAGGGCAAGAAGACGAGAAAGAGCAAACACUUAAGUACCUUUCUUUUGGUGGCGGAAGGAGAGGAUGUCCUGGAGUAAAUCUAGGUUAUAUAUUUGUUGGAACUGCAAUAGGAAUGAUGGUGCAGUGCUUUGACUGGAAAAUCGAAGGAGAUAAGGUCAACAUGGAAGAGACUUAUGGAGGAAUGAACCUAACCAUGGUUAACCCGCUUAAGUGCACUCCAGUUCCUCGAACCCAACCUUUUUCUUUUACUUCUAAUCUCGAGAUUCUUAGUUCCUGACACUCAGCUUGGGAACACAUAUGAAGUUUGUUUUCUUCUGUACUAUACAUAUUCAUCAAAGACGGUUAAUUACAUUUGGUGUCUUUAUGAUUUCCUGCCCUUUUCACAAAAUUUACGUACCUUUGUUCUUUCGUUUUAUAUGUCGUUGAUCAAAUUCUCUAGGUUGAUUGUUUCCCUAUCCGAAUCCAUUUCGUCCCUAGAGCUGCUUGGUUCUAGUAUCUGCUUUGUAUUGUUUUCAGGCUAAAGUUAGUGUCAACAAAAGCUGGAUUCCUCUGACGAGCUUGGUCGCUGCAAAAACGUUUUCAGGUGGCGUAGCUACUGAAUUAGUGAAUUCUCUCAGCCUUGCAAGCUCACAAGCCCCAAG
Molecule: messenger RNA, 2012 nt
Organism: Arabidopsis thaliana (thale cress)
Lineage: Eukaryota; Viridiplantae; Streptophyta; Magnoliopsida; Brassicales; Brassicaceae
Gene: CYP705A18
Product: cytochrome P450, family 705, subfamily A, polypeptide 18
Exons: 4
Coding region: 488-1648 (386 amino acids)
Cellular component (GO): membrane
Molecular function (GO): monooxygenase activity; heme binding; oxidoreductase activity, acting on paired donors, with incorporation or reduction of molecular oxygen
Source: RefSeq, marked reviewed